Talaromyces stipitatus ATCC 10500 is the source of this 1095-nucleotide messenger RNA. RefSeq lists its product as uncharacterized. Bases 253 to 513 code for a protein of 86 amino acids. The transcript has 2 exons. Lineage: Eukaryota; Fungi; Ascomycota; Eurotiomycetes; Eurotiales; Trichocomaceae. The record is from RefSeq and is a predicted model, not a curated record.
UAUUUGACCAAUGACUAAGGGAAGCUGGUGGAGCUCCCAUCUCCAGGUUCCUGGUGUGCACUACGUAUAUUCGACGUCAUCGAUAAUUGAGGCAGCUCUAUAUAACCUCAACUUCACAACUUUUUCCUUUUCAUCAACUCCAUACUCUUUAGCAGCAAGACAUUAAUUGAAAGACACAUCUACUGCCUCGUCAUUAAUCGACAGUACAAAGAAGUAUACAUCAUCAUCUCUACCUCUACAGAAUUUAUCAACAUGCCUCGCGGAGCCGAAUACGACAACGGAGUCCCUCAAUCCGACAACGCCAUUGAGACAGGCCCUACUAAAGCCCAUGGCACGAACCCUGGCUCAGAUAUAGACCGCUCCGGCAAAGCAGCUGAUCUCCCCGAGACAAUGGGCGGAAACAAUCUUGCUAGUGGUGGCGGAGGAAGCACCGGUAGCGGAUCAGGGAAAGGUGGUCAUGAGCCCAAGACUUUGGGUGAUAAGAAGGGUUUGGGAAGUCAGCCUGGUGUUUAAAUCUAGAACGUUCGGAAAUGAAAUGAAGGGAUGGAUGGAUUAUUGGAAUGAAUGAAUGAAUGAAUGGCGUCCGGCGACAUCAAUGGAUGAAUGAGAAAUGACUGAACAUUACGAUGCUCGUCGAUGGAUAUUCGAUACCGUAACCUACUUCUUUAGUCUUUAGGGACAUCAAGGAUUGGCAUGACCAGUCCCGAAACAAUACCCAUACAACAAGAUCCAUUCAUCUAUCCAUAAAUUAAAGAUGUGUAUGUACAGUUCUAAAAAGACGCAAAAGAGAAAUGAAAAUCGGCGCUCAUAAGAAUAAACUGUAUUCCUGUACAAUGCUAACUGGGAAGAUAGCGUAGAAGGAAAGGUAUAAGGUAGUAAGUAUCGUGGUACAAUAAAUCACAGUCGGAGAAAAGUAGAAUAAUGUGGUAUAAUAUGUAGUCUUCUCAAGCAUCAUGGAUAUCGACUCUUAUGACUUGCUAUCAGCUUUCUUGUCAUCCUUCUCCGGUACGGGUGGAGAUGACGACGCUUCGUUCGAUGGAGACGAAGUUUCUGUCUGUGGUGAUGGUUCAGCUAUAUUCUCGGGUAAUAUGGUCU